Messenger RNA from Anthonomus grandis grandis, 1062 nucleotides. It is a transcript of the gene CLS, whose product is annotated as probable cardiolipin synthase (CMP-forming). Gene Ontology annotation, biological process: cardiolipin biosynthetic process. Lineage: Eukaryota; Metazoa; Arthropoda; Insecta; Coleoptera; Curculionidae. Gene Ontology annotation, molecular function: cardiolipin synthase activity. Gene Ontology annotation, cellular component: membrane; mitochondrion. The coding region runs from base 64 to 1047 and encodes 327 amino acids. The transcript is spliced from 5 exons. The record is from RefSeq and is a predicted model, not a curated record.
CCAAACCUAACCUAAAAUAGUUUUUAAUUUUAAAAGUUUUAAGUUUCUUUAUAAUACUUAAUCAUGAACACUCUAAAACAAUUUAUAAUUAAAACUAUAGUUAAUACAGAGUUUUACCAUUUUCGAUUGCUUUUCCGCAAUUGUCCCUCGUAUGUUAUUCAUUCAACCACCUAUAAUUAUAGUACCAGUUGUGAGCUAAUAAAUACAAAAUUUCUCCUAAAAAGAUUGAAGAGUUGCACUUGCAGGAGCUUAGCCACAGAUCAGAAUAGUUCUGGGACAGAAUUAACUAAACGUAAAGAUGAAAUUAAGGCUUAUAUCAGGCUAAAUAAGGAGAAACUCAGAGAUACACAACAACAACUAAAGGAACAAGGAUAUGUUAUUUUGCAGGACUUAAAAGACACUAAAUCAAAAGUUAAGGAAAGAGUGGAGGAAAUAGUAGAGAAGGAAAACAUUUAUACCAUACCAAAUUUUCUAUGCAUAGCGCGAAUGGUGGCAUCACCCUAUUUGGGAUUGCUGAUUAUCCAGGGCAAUUUUGACUUUGCCCUUGGUGUACUUGGAUUUGCUGCUGUUACUGACUUGUUAGAUGGCUGGAUAGCAAGAACAUGGGAAAGUCAAUCCUCAAAGAUGGGAAGUUUCCUAGACCCUAUGGCUGAUAAAAUCUUAAUAGCCACUUUAUUUUUGUCUCUUACAUACGCAGAUUUAAUACCUAUUGCGUUAACUUCUUUAAUAAUUACUAGGGAUUUAUUUUUAGUAAUAGCAGGUUUUGUUAUAAGAUACAAAUCCCUGCCACCUCCAAAGACUUUUGUCAGAUAUUUUGACGCAACACAUGCUACUGCUCAAUUGGCACCAACAUUUAUUAGCAAAGUGAACACAACAGUACAGUUACUGUUAGUUGGCAUCACGCUCGCAGCCCCUGUGUUUGAUUAUGUGAAUCAUCCAGCAUUACAGGGCUUAUGGUAUGCAACAGCUGGAACGACAAUAGCAGCUGCUCUAAGCUAUAUUUUAUCUAAAAACACUUAUAAAAUUCUAAGAAAGGCAAACAAGUAAACUUGUUACAAUAUA